Piliocolobus tephrosceles (Ugandan red Colobus) is the source of this 5952-nucleotide messenger RNA. It is a transcript of the gene NPAT, whose product is annotated as nuclear protein, coactivator of histone transcription. The transcript has 18 exons. The record is from RefSeq and is a predicted model, not a curated record. Bases 106 to 4413 code for a protein of 1435 amino acids. Lineage: Eukaryota; Metazoa; Chordata; Mammalia; Primates; Cercopithecidae. Gene Ontology annotation, molecular function: transcription coregulator activity; protein binding. Gene Ontology annotation, cellular component: nucleus.
UUCAGUACCGCCACUGGAACCGGGAGAUGCGGCGCAGGAGCUGUCGCUGUGUUUGCUUUAACCUGAGUCUUGUUCCUUAUUGUGGUUCCAGCUACGGUUUUCAUCAUGUUGUUACCCUCGGACGUAGCCCGGCUUGUAUUGGGUUACUUACAGCAAGAAAACCUCAUUUCUACCUGCCAGACUUUUAUUUUGGAAAGUUCAGAUUUAAAAGAAUAUGCAGAACACUGUACAGAUGAAGGGUUUAUUCCAGCAUGCUUACUGUCCUUAUUUGGAAAAAACUUGACAACAAUUUUAAAUGAGUAUGUAGCUAUGAAAACAAAAGAAACAUCAAAUAAUGUCCCAGCAAUAAUGUCAUCUUUAUGGAAGAAAUUGGACCAUACACUUUCUCAGAUCAGGAGCAUGCAAAGUUCCCCAAGGUUUGCUGGCAGUCAGAGAGCCCGAACAAGAACUGGAAUUGCAGAAAUCAAACGGCAGAGAAAGCUUGCAUCUCAAACAGCUCCAGCCAGUGCAGAGUUGCUCACUUUACCUUACCUUUCAGGACAGUUUACCCCUUCUUCUUCCACAGGUACACAAGUUACUCGACCAAGUGGCCAAAUUUCAGAUCCAUCAAGGUCAUAUUUUGUAGUGGUCAACCAUUCACAGUCACAAGAUACUGUAACCACUGGAGAAGCUUUAAACGUCAUUCCUGGUGCUCAGGAAAAGAAAGCACAUGCCAGUUUAAUGUCUCCCGGUAGACGCAAAAGUGAAUCUCAGAGAAAAAGUACCACUUUGUCUGGCCCUCAUUCAACAAUACGGAAUUUCCAAGAUCCAAACGCAUUUGCAGUAGAAAAACAAAUGGUUAUUGAAAAUGCACGAGAAAAAAUACUAAGCAACAAAUCUCUUCAAGAAAAGCUAGCAGAAAACAUAAAUAAAUUUUUAAUUAGUGAUAACAAUAUUGCCCAAGUACCUAAGCAAACAGAUAACAACCCUACAGAGCCAGAGACUUCAAUUGAUGAAUUCCUAGGACUUCCGAGUGAAAUUCACAUGUCUGAAGAAGCUAUACAGGACAUAUUGGAACAGACAGAAUCAGACCCAGCAUUUCAGGCACUCUUUGAUCUCUUUGACUAUGGUAAAACAAAGAAUAAUAAAAAUAUAUCACAAAGUAUUUCCAGUCAACCUAUGGAAUCCAAUCCCAGUAUAGUCUUAGCAGAUGAAACUAAUCUAGCAGUUAAAGGUUCUUUUGAAACAGAAGAAUCUGAUGGUCAGUCUGGUCAGCCACCAUUUUGUACAUCCUAUCAGAAUGACGACCCAUUAAAUGCUUUGAAGAAUAGCAACAACCAUGAUGUGCUUAGACAGGAAGACCAGGAAAAUUUUUCCCAAAUAAGCUCCAGCAUACAGAAAAAGGCCUUUAAAACAGCUGUACCCACUGAACAGAAAUGUGACAUUGACAUUACCUUUGAGUCUGUGCCUAAUUUGAAUGACUUUAACCAAAGAGGGAAUUCUAAUGCUGCAUGUAAUCCACAUUGUGCUGAAUUAUACACCAAUCAGAUGUCCACUGAAACUGAAAUGACUAUAGAGAUUGAAAAGAACUCUUUGUCUUCAAAUGUACCAAGUGAAUCUCAAUUACAGCCUGAUCAGCCUGAUAUACCAAUAGCUUCAUUUGUUUCACUUGGUUGUGAAGCUAACAAUGAAAACUUAAUUCUCUCUGGGAAAAGUUCUCAACUUUUAUCCCAAGAUACUUCAUUAACUGGAAAGCCAUCUAAAAAAAGUCAAUUUUGUGAAAAUUCUAAUGAUACAGUAAAACUUAAAACUACUUUUCAUGGUUCCAAGUCACCAGAUUCUAGUGAAAUUCACAAGAGUAAAAUAGAAAUUAAUGUGUUAGAACCAGUUAUGUCACAGCUGUCGAACUGCCAAGAUAAUUCUUGUCUUCAAAGUGAAAUACUACCUGUGUCUGUUGAAAGUUCACAUGUAAAUGUAUCUGAACAACAAGUAGAAAUUCAUCUUCGAGAUUCGCUCUCUUCUGCUAAACAACCGUCUAAUGAUUCAACAUCUGCUGAGUUAAAUCAUACAGAAAAUGAAGCUCAGCCAUCCAAGUCUGAGAAGUCACAAGAGCCUUCAUCUUCUGUAAAAGAAGAGAAUACUAUUUUUCUGUCUUUAGGUGGAAAUGAUAACUGUGAGAAAGUUGCAGUGAUGCCUCCAGAAGGCACUCCUAUAGAAAACAGUCACUCUCUUCCUCCAGAAUCUGUGUGUUCUUCAGUGGGAGAUUCUCACCCUGAGUCCCAAAAUACUGAUGAUAAACCUUCUAGCAACAACUCAGCAGAGAUAGAUGCAUCAAAUAUCGUCUCUCUCAAAGUUAUCAUUAGUGAUGAUCCAUUUGUUUCCUCAGAUACUGAACUUACCAGUGCUGUUUCUAGUAUUAAUGGAGAAAACCUGCCAACUAUAAUCUUGUCUUCUCCUACUAAAUCACCUGCUAAAAAUGCAGAAUUAGUUAAAUGCCUGUCUUCAGAAGAAACUGUAGGUGCUGUUGUAUAUGCUGAAGUAGGGGAUUCAGCCUCAAUGGAACAGAGUCUUUUAGCAUUCAAAUCUGAAGACUCUGCAGUAAACAACACUCAGAAUGAAGAUGGCAUUGCUUUUUCAGCAAAUGUUACACCAUGUGUUUCCAAGGAUGGAGGAUAUAUACAGUUGAUGCCGACCACAAGCACAACUUUUGGCAAUUCAAAUAACAUUCUGAUAGCUACCUGUGUGACUGAUCCAACAGCUUUAGGAACAUCUGUGAGUCAGUCUAAUGUAGUGGUGUUGCCUGGAAAUUCUGCCCCUAUGACUGCCCAACCUCUGCCACCUCAGUUACAGACACCACCAAGGUCAAACAGUGUUUUUGCUGUCAACCAAGCUGUGUCACCAAACUUUUCGCAAGGAUCUGCCAUAAUAAUUGCCUCUCCAGUCCAGCCUGUACUCCAGGGAAUGGUAGGGAUGAUCCCAGUAUCUGUGGUUGGACAGAAUGGAAAUAACUUUUCUACUACUCCUCGGCAGGUUCUUCAUAUGCCUUUGGCAGCACCUGUGUGCAAUAGAAGUAUCCCUCAAUUCCCAGUCCCUCCAAAAUCUCAGAAGGCUCAGGGACUAAGAAACAAGCCUUGUAUAGGAAAACAAGUAAAUAAUUCGGUGGAUUCGUCAGGUCAUUCAGUUGGAUGUCAUGCCCAAAGUUUUGUUUUGUUUUGUUUUAGAACUGAAGUUUCUGACAAGACUAUUGCCACAGAUCUUGGGAAGAAAUCAGAAGAAACCACAGUUCCCUUCCCAGAAGAGAGUGUAGUUCCAGCUGCUAAACCAUGCCACAGACGUGUACUCUGUUUUGACAGCACUGCUGCUCCCGUGGCAAAUACACAGGGGCCAAACCAUAAGAUGGUGUCCCAAAACAAAGAAAGGAAUGCAGUCUCUUUUCCUAAUCUUGACUCACCCAAUGUGUCCUCCACCUUAAAACCUCCUUCUAAUAAUGCUAUCAAAAGAGAGAAAGAGAAGCCUCCUCUGCCUAAGAUUUUAUCGAAAUCGGAAAGUGCCAUUAGCCGGCCUACCACCAUAAGAGAAACUCAAUCAGAAAAGAAAGUUUCACCAACAGAAAUUGUGCUUGAAUCUUUCCAUAAAGCAACAGCUAAUAAGGAAAAUGAAUUAUGCAGCGAUGUAGAAAGGCAGAAAAAUCUAGAAAAUUCGAAACUAUCUAUUGGGCAGCAAAAUGGGGGUUUGCGAAGUGAGAAAUCUGUAGCUUCACUGCAAGAAAUGACCAAAAAACAAGGCACAUCUUCAAACAAUAAAAAUGUCCUUUCAGUAGGUACAGCUGUGAAGGAUCUAAAACAAGAACAAACUAAAUCCACCAGUUCUUUGAUUACCACAGAAAUGUUACAGGAUAUACAGAGGCACAGCUCAGUAAGUAGGCUUGCUGAGAGUAGUGAUUUACCUGUACCCCGGACACAUGGCUCCGGGGCAGGGGAAAAACAUAAAGAAGAACCUAUAGAUGUUAUCAAGGCCCCCUCUAGCAGGCGUUUCAGUGAAGACAGUAGCACAUCAAAAGUAAUGGUCCCUCCUGUCACCCCAGACCUGCCUGCCUGCAGCCCUGCCAGUGAAACAGGCAGUGAAAACAGUGUAAAUAUGGCUGCCCACACAUUAAUGAUUCUCUCCAGGGCAGCCAUUUCUAGGACUACUUCAGCAACUCCUCUGAAAGAUAACACACAACAGUUUAGAGCAUCUUCAAGGAGCACCACAAAAAAGCGGAAAAUUGAGGAAUUAGAUGAACGUGAGCGCAACUCUCGUACUUCUAGUAAAAACCUUACAAAUUCAUCAGUACCAAUGAAAAAGAAGAAAAUUAAGAAAAAGAAGCUUCCCAGUUCAUUUCCAGCAGGAAUGGAUGUAGACAAAUUUUUAUUAUCAUUGCAUUAUGAUGAGUAAACAUUCUGGGCACAUAAGAACAGUAGGUGUUCAAAACUCGUAUCCCUUAAACUGAGUGUAGGGAAUGGGAUAUUGACAGAAUUUGAAAGCAUGACCUGCACUUUGAUUGUACUGAAAUUUCACUUUAUAUCUAAAUCAUGCUGUUUCUAAAACAGCUUCCGAGUUUGUAAAUAGACUUACUUGGUUUAUUUUUAUUUUGGGAAAAACAUUUGCAGAAAUGUAAGUAAAGCCAAUCUGCAAAACUGUAUAGCUUUGACAAUUCCAUAUUGUAAAUACUGUGUAAAUCUUGUUGAAAUAGACUUAAAUCAACCUAAUGUGUUUUUUGACUUCUUAUAAUCUCUAAUUCUAAGACUUACUCAUCUGGAAUAGUUUCUCACUUGUUUUGGAGGAAAAUGAUGCUUACUCUUAUAAAUUACCUUCAGUAACUGUUCAACAAGACAUUUAAAUACACAGCCACUAAGUACUACAAAAUGAUAACCACCUCAACCGAUAGCAAAAUAUCUAAUUAGAAAUCAAUAGUUUGAUGAGUUUUUUCCUAGAGUGAAUACUACCCCUUUCUUGUAAUUGCUGUAAGUAUUAUAUUUCUGGAAUUUUACACUUUACCUGUUUCUUCUGAUCCCUCUGUUCUCUGUUUUAAAGAGAGAAUUUUGUAAACCAUUUAUUGAAUGUUCUGAUCUUUCAUUUAUAACUUUUAAGAUUUUUACAGGACUUUAAGUGGUUAGACUAUUGAGCCAUAAAAAGUUUGGUUUGUAGUAGAGAUUUCUCGAUAUGUACUUUUCCCCUAAAUGCUGGGGAUUUAAAGAAUUGCACUAAUUCAUAGAACUCUUUACAUUGUAGUGACCAAUGCACAUAUAAUUUAAAUCUUGUAUUCUAUGUGAAAGUUUAUGUGGAGGAUUAUCUUCUGGUAUUGUGUCCAUCAUAAGAUGUAAAAAGAGAAAUCAUAGUUUUAUAUUUUAGUUUCUCCUACAAUGGGGUAUGUUAAAUAACUAUAUCUAUACUUAGAUACAGUGCAUUGUCUGUGUCCCUUAAAGUGUUACAAAGAGUUUCUCUCAAAAGGUCCUUAAGGAGAGUUGAGAGAUGAGAGAGGUGCCUUCUCUGUAUUAGACUCACACACAUCAGUCAAGUUGAAGAAUUGGUUUAAACUUUUAAAUGAGAACAGAAAUUAUAAUUAGUACCUGACCAAUUGUGCCUAGAUAUUAAAGUAUGUUCUCUUUAGUACGUUCCGUUCAAUUAAAUAUCAGUAUAUUAGGGAUUUUUUUCUACAGGUGUAUAUUUUGUGUAAAGAGUCAGUUUCCUCAACCAUUUUUUUGUACUGGGCCUUAAAAAAAAUCCAUCCAACCUUAACACAACAUUUCUCAGUGUAGAAAUCAUGUCUUCUUAAUUGCUGAACCUUACUGCAAAAACUUGUGAUGUAAGAAAUUUUUAUGAUGUGGCAGUGGUCUAUUCCUGAGAAACUAAAUAUCAUAUAGUUAAUGUUUAUUUAACUCAACUUGAGAUUGUACUACAGUUAGGUUUGAAUAAAUAUUUUCAUUAACUUCA